AUGGAAGUACAAUUAUCAAAUAUAUUAAAAUCAGCAAAAUUAUCAGAAAAAGGUGGAUUUGAAAAAAAAAAGAAAACUAGAGAUGAAUAUAGAAAAGGAUGGGAAAUUAUAAAUAAAAUAUAUAAUAGUGUUGGUAGUGACUAUAAUAAUAAAAACAAUAAUAAUAAUGAUAAUGAUAUCAAAGAGAGUACAUUAUAUGAUAUUUUAGGUAUUUUAAUUGGUGUAUUUAAUACCAAUAUGCUAUUUGGUAUUGACAUAUUAAAUGAAAAUGAUAUAAUCAUAAGGAUUGAACAUUUUCAAUCGAAACUUAAAACAUUUCAACCACCAACAAAGAAAUUUUAUAAAAUAUCAUUUGAUUGUUUUCAUGACAUUGGUGUAUUUUAUUGUAAUAAAUUAAAUAAAUUAGAUAAUGAAGAUUCUUCAACAAAUAAUAAAAAUAAAAUUUAUAAUAAAAACAAUAAUCCAUAUACAAUAAUAAGGAAAGCAAUAAAGUAUUUAAAAGUUUUAGCAUAUCAAUAUUCAGUUGAACUUUUAGAAAUUGAUAAUCAAUCAUCUGAAAACAUUAAAGAUUUUAUAAAGAAUAUUGAACUUUUAUCAAAUGAAAUUUAUUGUAGUAUUCAUUUAGAACAAUAUAAAAAAGCUUUAUCAUUUUAUAAAAAGAUUGAAGAAAAAUGUAAAAAAGAUAUGGAAGGAAAUCAAUAUUAUAAUUUAGGAUUAUUAUGUUUAAAAUGUCAUGAUGCAGUUGGAGCAAGUUAUUAUUUAAAUGAAAGAAUUAAUAGAUCAUCAUCAACAACUAAAAUGGAUAAAGAUAAAUUUGAUUGUUAUCAAUUAUUACUUGAAUGCUAUUAUAGUGAUGAAAGAAAUAAAGAAUUUAAAGAAACAAUUAAACAACUUGAAAAAGAAUCUGAAAAGUGUCCACAUUUAAUAAAGAGAUCAUAUUUAGAUUUUCAAAUGAAUCGUUUAAAAAAUUCAAUUAAAAUUAAUAAAAAUAGAAUUGAAUCUGAAAAAUUAUUAAAUUCAAUUUUAAAUUCAAAUAAUAAUAAUAAAGAUAAAAAUAAAAAUGAAGAUGAUAAUAAUAAUAAUAAUAAUAAUAAUAGAGAUAUAACUCUAUAUCAUGAAAAUUUAAUUUUAAUAUAUGAAACGAUUUUAGAUCAAUUAGAUAAAGAGAAACCAGAUGAUUAUGAAAAUAGAUAUUUUUAUUUCAUUGAAAAGAAAUUAAAAUAUUGGGUAGAAUAUGAAAAAUCAUUAAUUUAUUUAAAAAAAUAUGAUAAAUUAUUUUUAGUUUUAGAAGAUCAUUCAAAUUAUUUAGAUUGUUUAAAAAUAAAAAAAUAUUUUAAUAUCUCAAUUGGUUUAAGUAGAUCUAUAAUAGAAUUUAGUAAUAAAAUAAAUGAAAACAGUAAUAAUAAUAAUAAUAAUCUACAAUUACAACAACAACAACAACAACAAAUAAUACAAAUAAUAGCAUUAGCAAAAAUAAAUUAUUCAAAUGCAUUGAAAAGGUUAGAACCAUUUGGUGAUAGUAGAAAGGAAAAAAGAAUUAGUUUAUUAAAUGAUGCAAUUAAAAUUUUAGAGAAUGAUCAAUUUGAAAAAGAAAAAGAGGGAGGAGAAGAUCAAGAAGAAGAAUAUCAAAUAUUAAUUUCAAUUUUUGAAAGGAAAUUAAUGGCAAUUUCAAAUUUAUUAUUAGUUUAUUUAGAAUUUGAUGAUUUUUCAAAAUUUUAUAAAGAAACUUUAAUAAAAGAAUCAAAAGUAAAUGAAAGAAUUAAAAAAUUAAAACAAGAACAAGAAAAUUAUCAAUCAUCAUCACCAUCAUUAUCAUUAUCAUUAUCAUCAUCAUCACAAUCAUUAUCAUUAUCACAAUCACAAAAAUACUCUCUAUCAAAACAAUUUCAAAAGAAUAUUAAAAACUCUUAUGAUUGUGAUACUGAUUAUAUUAACUAUAUUGAUGAUGGUGGUGAUGAUAGAGAUAAUACAGAAUCUUCAAAAUUUAAAAUUUCACCAAAAAAGAAAGAUGGAACUAAGGAUUUAUCUUUUGAGAAUUUAUCAUUUGAAGAUAAUCUAAAUAAUAGUGCUGAUUAUUUAAAAACUGGUAAUAAUUCACCAAUGUCAAUUGAUAAAUCAUCUCCAAUAAUACUAGAAAAUAAUAAAAAUAAUAUUGAUAAUGGUAAUAGUAAUGGUAAUGGUAAUGGUAAUAGUAAUGGUAACAGUAAUGGUAAGAGUAAUGGUAAUAGUAAUGGUAAUAGUAAUAGUAAUGGUAAUGGUAAAAGUAGAAAAGAAAUAUUAGAAGAAUUAAGGAAUAAAAAAGAAGAAAGAGAGAAACUUGAAAAUGAAAUACUAGAUACAGAAUAUUUAUUACAAAUUCAAAGGAAUGAAAAUAAUAAAAGGGAAAUGAAUUUUAAUUUUGAAGAAGGAGGAUUAUUAUCAUCAUCAUCAUCAUCUAAAAAGACAAGAUCACAUUUUCAAGUUGGUUCAAGUUAUAUAGUAGGUGCUGAUGGUUUAGAAUAUUCAAAAAUCACAGGUAAACCAGUUGAUUUACCUUCCUAUAAAGAUGAUUUCAUAAUUUAUCCUUCAUCAGGUCCAUUAUUAGAACAAUUACAAAAGGAACAACAAGAAGAAGAACAAAAAAGAAAAUAUAAAAGUUAUGAAAAUACUGGAAGUAUUAAAGAUCCAAUUAUUGUUGAUAGUGGUAAUAAUAAUAAUAAUAAUAAUAAUAAUACGAUUUUAAAAAAUAAUAAUAGUAGUAGUAGUAGUAAUAUCAAUGGUAAUAGUAAUAGUAGAAUUUCAACACCUUCAAAACUUUCAACACCAACUAAAAGAAGAUUUAAUACAUCAUCACCAUCACCAUUAUCACCUACGAAAUCACCAAAUAAUAAUAAUAGUAGUAGUACUAAUAAUUAUUCAAUUGAAGAUGAUUUCGAUCAAAAUGAAAUUGAAUAUCAUUCACCAAGUCAUUAUGAUAGUAAUGGCGAAUUAUUACCAUGUUGGACUAAUGACUUUAUUGUUCCAAAUGAUGUACCAAUUAAAAAAAAUAAAGAUUGGAAAAAGAAUUUAAAUAAGGUAUUUGAUGAUACCAACAAUACCAUCAAUAACAACAAUGAUAAUAAUAAUUUAAUAUCACCAAUUAAAAAAUCAAAUACAACGACAACAACAGCAAUAACAAUAACUACAAUUUUAAAUAAAUAUAAAUUUAUUAAAGUUAAAAUAUUUUUAGAUAUUAUAUUAUUUAUACCAAUUAUUGGAUUAGAAUCAAAUGAAUAUGAUUUAAAUUGGUUAAGAGAAAGAUGUAAUGAUAGAAUUAAAUUAUUAGGAUAUAAUAGAUUUGAAAAAAUUAUUCAAGUUGAUAAAUUCUAUGUUGGUAAUGAAAAAGAAGUACCAUUGAAAUAUAAAUUAAUAGAUUUAAUUGAAAAGAAAAAUAUUAAACAAUUGAAAUGUUCAUUCAUUGAUGAUUCACAUGACCAACUUGAAGAUUCUGAUCUAAUCGAUUCAAUUUCAAUCUCUGAUGAUUCAUUAUUAAUUAAUGGUUAUAGUUGUGAUUAUUUAGUAAAUGAUACUACUGCUACCACUACCAAUAAUCAAAUUUUUAAAGAAUCAACAUUAUUGGAAAUUACAUUAUCUUUUCAUUUGGAAUCAUUUAGAAAUAGAGCUACAAUUAAAUCGAUUUCAUUCACUAAUAAUAGAUUAUCAAUUCAAUCAAUUGAUCAAAUGAUUUCAAUAUUUCUAUCGUUAUAUAAUGUUGAAGAAUUAUCUUUAAUUAAUUGUGCAUUGAAUAGAGAAACUAUUAGCAAGCUAACAUUGGCAAUUAAAUCAUUAAAUUAUCAACCAAAGUAUAUUAAAAAUGUAAAUCUUUCAUUUAAUAGAUUUUCAAAAUUAGAUUCAAAUAUCUUUUUAAAUUGGUUAACUUUUUCACCAUUAACAACUUUAAAUUUAAGUUAUUGUAAUUUAACUUUUCAAUCAUUUAAAAUCAUUUUUGAAUCAUUAUUAUUAUUAUCUUCUUCUUCAACAAAUUUAAUAGUAUUAAAAUUAUCUGGUAAUGAAGAAAUUGGUGAUAGUGGUUUUCAAUUAUUAUCAUCAUCAACUUGUAAUAUACUUUCAAAUUUACAUGAAUUUGAAAUUAGAUCUUGUGGUUUAGAUAAAUUAUCAAAUCAAACAUUAACUAAUUUAUUUAAAAAAUGUAGUUUAAUUCCAACUUUAGAUAUUGGUUCAAAUUCAAUUAAAUCAACAACAACAACAACAACAACAAGCAAUAAUAAUAAUAAUAAUAAUAAUAAUAAUAAUAAUAAGAUGAAUGUAAUAACAUCAGCAAUGACACCAGUAUCAUUAUCAAUUUUAGAUAAUAGUGAAUUUAAUAAAAUUAGUAAAUUGGUUAUUGAUGAUAUGGAAUUAUCAACAAUGGAUGAUAUCACAAGUGUUGGUAAAUUAAUUGAAAAUUCAAAUAGAUUAUUGGUAUUACAAUUACAAAAUAAUAAUAUUGGUAUUAAAGGUUCAAAAAUACUCAUUAAACAUUUACCACUUUGUAAAUCUUUAAAAAAAGUUUCAUUUAGAAAUUGUAAUCUUUCAAUAAUCGCUAUUUUCACUUUACUUUAUAAUUUAUUAAAUAAUCAUGAUAAUAAUAAAAUCAAUAUUGAUUUAUCAUUUAAUAAUAAUAAUGAUAAUAAUAAUGAUAAUGGAAAUAAUAAUGAAAAUAAUGGAUAUGGAAAUAUUAAUGAUGAAGAAGGUAAUAAUAAUGAAGAAAUAAUAUCAAAAAGAAAUAGUGAUAAUGAAAUUGAUUCAAAUUUAAAAAUUUCAAUUAAAACAUUUGAAUCAAAAUUAAAUUUAUUAACUGAAUAUGUAGAUUUAAGUAAUAAUCAUUUCAACAUUGAUUAUAUUAAAAAUAGUGAUGAUAAACUUUAUUACUUGAUUAAUCCUUUUAUUUCAAAAUGGAAUUUCCUAAAAUUACCACCCCAUCAAUCUUUCAUAUUUAGUAAUAUUCAAUAA
Dictyostelium discoideum AX4 is the source of this 4971-nucleotide messenger RNA. RefSeq lists its product as hypothetical. Bases 1 to 4971 code for a protein of 1656 amino acids. NCBI's taxonomy places the organism in Eukaryota, Evosea, Eumycetozoa, Dictyosteliales, Dictyosteliaceae. The transcript has 2 exons. The record is from RefSeq and is a predicted model, not a curated record.